AGAGGAAAGGAAAUCAGGAGAAGCAAAGAAAAGAGGAACGUGAAAGAUCCUGGAAAACUUACCUUCUCUGUGUUUGGAGAUCUAAUUUUUGUAUAAGAGCUGUGAGGUUUUAUGUCCCCAACAUCUCCCUUUCCUGGUAGAGGCUUUAAAGAACAUAGAACAGCUUCUGAAAACCUUCCAACACUUGCUUAGGAGCUGCCUUUUUAAUCCCACCUCAUUUAAUUCCUUGCUUUCUUUUAUCACCCAGUGUGCCCUGGCUUUUCCUGCCCAUGUUAGAGCUGCUUGGAGGGAGCAUGGGCACCGAAGGGUGCACAGACAGCCCAGCAUGCAGAGAGAAAAAAACUGUUUGAGUAACUUUCCUCAAGCCUCUCCAAGGAAAUCUCCCUCCUCCAGGGCUGAAUUCCCUGUUUACAGAGACCUACUCCACCCUCUCCAAGGAAAUCUCCCAGCUCAAGGGCUCUUGGGGCAGGAGGAGAGAAGUGUGAAUGCUCAGCGUGGGAAGGAGAAGAAAUUAAUCCCAUCCUGCCAGGGGAAGUUUAGGUUGGAUUUUAGGAAAAAUUUCUUCACUCACAGGGUGGUGCAGCCCUGGCACAGUUUACCAAGAGCAGUGGUGCAGUCACCAUCAGUCUGGAGGGAUUUAAAACCUGUGGAUGUGGCACUUGGGGACACACAUUACUGGUGGCACUGCUGGGGAAUGGUUGGACUCGAUGACCUUGGAGGGCUUCUCCAACCUUAGCAAUUCAAUGUUUCUUGGAAGUAACAGCCAAUAGAUCAGCUGAAUAUUAAAUUGGGCAAGCAUGUGGUGUGCCUGGUCAAGUUAACAUUCCCAGACUCUGACAUUAAUCCAUGCUUUGUGUGUUUCCCAAACCUUAGGUCCACAGCUUAGGCUUUAUGGCACUGUGAGUAAUAAUAAAAUUGUGAGGAUUUUUUAAAUCAUUGUGUAUCCCAAAAAAACUCUGCAAGCCCUCAUGAAAAAAAGAAAAAUAAUCUGAAAGGUUUCUAGUAGUAAGUAGAAGAGAGACAGAGGGUGGCUUGGGUCACUUCUGGAUGACCCUCCAAGUCUGUGUUUUCCAUGAAAUUUAACCACUGGUAACCCAGGGAAUAAAGCCUUUUGCAAGAACUUGCAAUGUUUCAGCAAACGUCAGUGAAGUAGAUUAAGUAAAAAAAAAAAUCCUUAUUUUACAAAUUGGGAAACUAAGGGAGGGGAGGAAGUCAGCUCUUGUACAUCUGUGGAAGUCAGCUGAGUUGAGCCUUUGCCACUCCAGGCUUUCCUCUGGAAAUAAAUGGAUCUAGUCACCUAAUCAGUAAGGGGAAAUGGCUUUAAAUGACAGAAGGUGGGUUUAGAUGGGAUAUUGGGAAUAAAUUCUUCCCUGUGAGGGUGCUGAGGCCCUGGCACAGGGUGCCCAGAGAAGCUGUGGCUGCCCCAUCCCUGGAAGUGUUCCAGGACAGUUUGGAGCACCCUGGGAUAGUGGAAGGUGUCCCUGCCCCUGGCUGGGGGUGGAACUGGAUGAGCUUUAAAGUCCCUUCCAACCCAAACCAUACCAGAAUUUGAUGAAUUUGUGUAUUACUGCAGCUCCAACUCGUCACUGCUCUGAAGUGUGCUGUGUAUUUUCAGCUUGAGAUUUGGGUGCAUCAAUAAAUAGUUUCAUCCACUGCCCAUUCCUCUGUUUUCCUGACAUUUACUGAAAUUCAGAAUGUUCCAAUAACAACAAAGGCAUUUUGAAUGUCUCCCAACAUGGAAUGCUAGCAACUCAUGCAGAGAAAAUUGAAACCCUCAAAUUAAUGAGAAGAUUAAAUAGUGCUCUGGAUAAAAAUAGCAUUUUAAUUUAAAUAUUAUUUUAUGUCCUAGCCUGAAGUCCUGGCCAGGUUAAUGAGGGUUGCCAGCAACCACUAUAGGAAAUAGGAUUGGGUAAGAAAGUAAAAACAGUCUUACAAUCUUUGGGAAAGGAAGAGGAAGAACAGAUGACAACAGAAGCUGAAGAUGUACAAAUGCAUUUCUGACCUGCUAAGCAAAUUCGGGCUGGAUCUGCCCAUUCCUGUGCCCACUGACACACAUGGCAGCGAUCUGGGUGGCGUCACACUCCUGUCCCUUUACCUCCCUGCACAAGGGACUAAGGGACAAAAUAGUUCCCUGUAAAGAUGUCAGGAAAGGAGAAAUUUGUUUUCUCUCUUUCCAUACCCUUUGGAUUGGGGUGGCUCAUGGACAUGGAGUGUGCAUGGACAGGACUGGGAUGUUGUGGGUGGAUGGUGGUGGGUUCUGUCUGUUUAGGAGACACAAGGUGAGGAAGAGCCUGAAGCUCUCUUCAGGGGGAGUUUGUGAAACUGGAAGUGAAAGGCAUGAGGCUGGAGGGAUUUUGUGAAAUCGGAAGUGCCUGAGGUGUUGAAGGACUGUGCUGAAAGCCUGUGGCGUGUGAAGGUGCACUGAAAGAGCUCCUGACCCCAGAGCUCCAUGCUGAGGGCAGCACGAGCAGGGUUUGGGCAUCUGGAACUGCUGAGGUGGAAGGUUUGGGUGCAAGGUUGGAUGAAGCAGUAGACAUCCCAUAAGGUGCUGGACUGUGCUGGGAGAGGCUGCGGGUCAGAGGAGGACCCACUGUGGUGGUGUGUGUGUGACAAGUGGGCAGGGACAGGAGGGAAUGAGAAGUGCUGAGGGAGAUUGUGAAACAUCCAGCAAAGAUGUUAUGGGAGAGAACUUAAAAUUUCUCUACCCGAGCAGCACUAAAACCUCAUGUUCAGGGGCUGUGAAACCAGAGCAUCUCAGGGCCUCAAGCAGGACACAACACCAGUGCAAAGUCUGCAUGGACAGUUCUUGCAAGAACUCAUGGCUGAGGAAGGGAGAAGUAGUAAAAAAAUAAUGUUUCCGUGACACUGCAAAGAGGGGAGGGGGAAGUGGUUCAAAUCUGAGUGAUCAUGCCCACACAGGGGAGGUAUUUCCCCCAUGAAUGAUUGGCUGCCUGGAGGGUCACGCUGAAAACACCAUGGCUUUUUAAACAGUGGCUGCCCAGCCCAGCACUGCAGGAUGACACAAGGACUCGAGCUGCACCCUACGUCACACCAUCCAGGGGACAACAUUGCCGGGCACAGGCGCUGAAAUUCCCAGGAACGCAAAAAAGGUCUGAAUCACCCAUUAUGAGACCCUCAACCCCACCAAUCAUCCUUCCAACCACAGCCAUCCAUGCUCCUGGGACCAACCAGAGCGGGGCUGUGGGACAACCCGAGGCAUCCUACGCUGUCCUCAAGUUCAUGGAGAGCUUCUGCCUGCUGAGUGCUGCCUGUGGGAUGGUGGGGAACGGCCUGGUCCUGUGGUACCUGGGCUUCCGCAUCCGCAGGAACCACUUCACCGUCUACAUCCUGAACCUGGCGGCCGCCGACUUCGGGUACCUGCUGUGCAUCGCCGUGGAGACCGUGCAGUACCUGAUGCAGUUCAACGUGGGCGUGCAGUUCGGGAUAUUCCUCUUCCUGGAUCUCUUCAUGUACGGCACGGGCCUGUACCUGCUGACGGCCAUCAGCAUGGAGCGCUGCCUGUCCGUGCUGUCCCCCAUCUGGUGCCGGACGCACCGCCCGAAGCACCUGUCUGCCGUGGUGUCCGGCCUGCUCUGGGCCCUGUCCCUGCUCCUGAACACUCUGGGAUAUGUUCUGUGCACCGUUCGCCCCUCUCGCAGGGUCUGCCAGCGUCUGCUCAUCGCCAUCGGAGCCUUGGACUUCCUCGUCUGCGCGCCCCUCAUGCUGCUCUUCAGCCUCACCCUCUUCCUGCGGGUCAAGUGCAGCUCCCAGCCCUUCCAAACAGGCCGGCUCUUCACCGUCAUCAUGCUCACCAUCCUCCUCUUCCUCAUUUUCGCCGUGCCCCUCAGUGUCCUCAUCCUCCUGGACUUCCUGGGCCUCAAGUUCCUGUAUUCCCCAGAGAUUGGCUUUGUGCUGUCCUGCGUCAACAGCACCCUCAACCCCGUCAUUUACUUCCUGGUGGGAAGCUACAGGGAUCGCAAAUUCAGGCUCACCCUCAGGCUGGCGUUCCAGAGGGCCUUCCAAGACUCAGCAGAUGACAGAGAUGAGCGGGAAACGCGGGACACGAUAACCAUGUCCUCCUAAAAUCCUGCCUGGAAUGUCUCGGCAGAACUGAGGAACUCUGAGGUACUGAGGGAAGUUCACCUCACCUGACCCUCAGUACCCUCUUUGUAGAUAUUUUAGGUCAUUAUUUUAAGUUCCCAUUCUCUUAAGACCCUCUUCGGGUUAUUAUUUCAAGUGUCCCAUAUGGCACAGAAGCAGCUGAACCAUAGGAUUUACCUGACCUGUAUUUAGGACACAUUAAAAUUUCCUGUUUCUUUCCAAUGACUACUACAUAAUAUUAAUUUGAUAAGGCUGAAAUGUCUUGGUGUCUGAAUUUCAUCAAAGAAAUCCUGCUCAGGAUAAAUCCUUGUUGUUAAUAAACUCAUAAAUUCCGUGUUGCUUUUCACUCAGAUCUCUGAAAAUGAAAUCAGUACCAACAAUCCUCCUGUUGGAAGCAGACAUAAAAUUCCUGGAAGGACAAUCCAUCUAUCCCUCUUAACUUAGAACUCCCAUCCCAUGUCAGAGCACACACACAGUCUUUUGUGGCUCACAGAGCCAUUCUGGGCUUCCUAAUGUGGGCAUUUCAAGCACUGAAAAGAUUCACAUCCACCAAGUCCAUUUCUUCUCUGAGCCAGGGAUGUUUCCACAUCACAGAGCAGAAGAGGGCUUCAACUCCUUCA
Messenger RNA from Passer domesticus (house sparrow), 4721 nucleotides. Its product is annotated as proto-oncogene Mas-like. Gene Ontology annotation, cellular component: membrane. Gene Ontology annotation, biological process: G protein-coupled receptor signaling pathway. Gene Ontology annotation, molecular function: G protein-coupled receptor activity. Bases 3127 to 4083 code for a protein of 318 amino acids. The transcript is spliced from 2 exons. NCBI's taxonomy places the organism in Eukaryota, Metazoa, Chordata, Aves, Passeriformes, Passeridae. The record is from RefSeq and is a predicted model, not a curated record.